CUUGCUCAUGCAUUCUCCAUCGCCUAUAUAACGCCCACAAAGAUCGCAUCCAAGUAUGCAUUGCCUAUGUAAGCUCAGUGAUCGUCUCCAUCUCGAUACAUCGUAGAAAGCGUGUGUGCGUGCGUUCUUGGCUUGCGAGCUUGGAAGAAUCAGUAAUGGAUCAUGACGAGUCGAGCAAUGAGCAGCCUCCGAACGGCGGCUCCUCGCAGUACAGGGGCGUGAGGAAGCGGAAGUGGGGCAAGUGGGUGUCGGAGAUCCGGCAGCCGGGCACCAAGACCCGCAUCUGGCUCGGCAGCUUCGAGUCGGCGGAGAUGGCGGCGGUGGCGCACGACGUGGCGGCGCUGCGGCUGCGCGGCCGGGACGCGCAGCUCAACUUCCCGGGCUCGGUGGAGCGGCUUCCCCGCCCGGCCAGCUCGCACCCGGAGGACGUCCGCGCUGCGGCGGCGGAGGCGGCGGAGAUGGUGCGCUGCGAGCCGGCGCUGGUGGUGGAGGAGGCGCGGCGCGCGACGAGCCGACUCCGGGUGGAGGAGCUGGUGGCGGGCGGGAGGGGGAGCGACGAGGAGUUCGAGGUGGACUCGCCCAGGCUGUGGGCCGAGAUGGCGGAGGCCAUGCUGCUGGACCCGCCGGCGUGGGCCACGGCCGCCGGCGACAUGGACCAGGCUGCGAACUGCUGGUCGCACGGGUCCCUCUGGGACGCCUACUAGCUCGGCAUGCAAGGUCUCUUGAAAGCAAAAAACGAGACUACAUGAUCGGCAAAGCUGGCUGCUAUAGUAAUGUGAUAUUGUUGUUAAUUAGGGGUACGUGCCAUUGACCUCAUUAAUUACCUCACAACUCCUGUUUUGGAGAGGGGUAGUAGACUGAGUCCACGCACGACUUGAGCCGUUGGAGGCUCAGAAGAUCUUUUUUUCGAUAAAAGAUACUUUAUUAUUUAAAAUGUUUAAGCAUUA
This is a messenger RNA of Lolium perenne, 947 nucleotides long. RefSeq names its product ethylene-responsive transcription factor ERF022-like. Gene Ontology annotation, biological process: regulation of DNA-templated transcription. The record is from RefSeq and is a predicted model, not a curated record. Lineage: Eukaryota; Viridiplantae; Streptophyta; Magnoliopsida; Poales; Poaceae. Gene Ontology annotation, molecular function: DNA-binding transcription factor activity; DNA binding.